UCUCUUCUCCUACUCAAACUCAGUUCAUUGCUCUUCUCGCGAAGAAGAGCUAAAGCACACUUACUUCUUUAAUCCGCUUCACGAGCUCGGCCAAACAAUGCAGAAAGCUGUUCUGAGGGUGGAAUGGGGCAACGAAAGGGAAAGGAAGAAGGCCGUGAAGAUAAUCUCUGCAUAUGAAGGGAUACAAUCGGUGGCCGUGGACAUGGACAAGAAGAAGGUGACGGUGAUCGGGGACAUGGACCCGGUACAGUUAGUUGAAAGCUUGAGGAAGCGAUUUGACACGGACAUCGAGUACCUGGGCCCGAAGGAGCCCAAAACUGAAAAGCCUAAACCUGAUGCCAACAUCGACAGCCCAAACAAUCCUUACCCGGAACACGUAGCUUACCACUGUUACGGUUACCCACCAUACCCACCUCCUUCUUACUAUUAUCCACCAUCGGCACGGCCCUCGUAUUAUUAUUCCUAGAUUUUCGUUAGAAGAGUGUUCCUGGAACGAAAUGUGUUCUGAUGAACAUGUUAAAGCCUAAGUUUUAUGAUGCUCAAUGUCCCGUGAUGCAUCUUUUUGUUUAUCCUCGACGUCGACUUUAUGAGUGUGACAAGGGAAGUUUGGACCUUUAAGGCUUCUUGUUGCACCUUUUAGUAUGCAUGGAUGAGAAGGAAAUGCUUUCAUAUCA
Molecule: messenger RNA, 674 nt
Organism: Syzygium oleosum
Lineage: Eukaryota; Viridiplantae; Streptophyta; Magnoliopsida; Myrtales; Myrtaceae
Product: heavy metal-associated isoprenylated plant protein 39-like
Exons: 3
Coding region: 98-466 (122 amino acids)
Molecular function (GO): metal ion binding
Source: RefSeq, a predicted model, not a curated record